Amphimedon queenslandica is the source of this 1651-nucleotide messenger RNA. RefSeq lists its product as uncharacterized. Gene Ontology annotation, cellular component: transcription factor TFIIIC complex. The record is from RefSeq and is a predicted model, not a curated record. Lineage: Eukaryota; Metazoa; Porifera; Demospongiae; Haplosclerida; Niphatidae. Gene Ontology annotation, biological process: 5S class rRNA transcription by RNA polymerase III; transcription initiation at RNA polymerase III promoter. Bases 550 to 1557 code for a protein of 335 amino acids. Gene Ontology annotation, molecular function: DNA binding. The transcript has 7 exons.
AUGCGUUGCUGAUCCUCUCCAUGAGAUACUCUCGUAUUCAAGUUGGUGAGAUGUACAUCAGCACCACUGCAGUAGUGUUAUCAGAGACACUAAAGCUCUUUACGUGUGUAAUCAUAUUAUUUAUAUCUGAGAAGAAAGGGCUGAUAGAGUUCACUGCUUAUCUUUUUCAAAGUGUCGUUGUAAAUUAGAGGGACACUUUGAAGCUCUCUGUGCCUGCUCUAGUCUACAUGGUACAGAAUAACCUCCAGUAUAUUGCUGUCUCCAAUCUUGAUCCUGCAGUAUUUUAGUUUAUACCAGCUGUUUGAUGGCCGUUACAGUAAAGAAUUUUUCAGUCAAUUGAGUGAGGCUUUAGCUUCAUUGUCUGAGAAGGAUUUUGAAAUUAAAACUGAUGCUGAUGCUGUAUCUGGCGGUCAAGUCUCGUACCUCAUUUAUCAGCUGCUAGAGAAUCCUUCAAUCAGGAACAGAAGUGUUUGUGAGCCCCAGUUUGCCGAUCCCCUACUCAUCAACGAUCCUAACAGCGUCUUGUCAAGAAACCUUGUUCAGUUAGCAAUGGCAGAAGUUGAAGCCAGUGAAGAGGAAGACGAAGAGAGAGAAGGAGAGAGGAACAUGGAAGCUCAAGAAUCAAACAUACAAGAAGAGAUGGAAGUGACUACUGAAGGAGACGGUUUAAGAAAGAGCAGUUUGGAAAGAAGAGGAUUAGCUCAAGAGCACCAGGGACAUGCUAAACCCCACACUCCAGGUUCUGUGAUGAAAGCCGGUAUCGGUACUUUACUGAAUAUUGAUGAGUCAUCUCACCUGCAGCAUGGAACACUGCGUAUCAGACCCCCUAUCAAUAUUGGGUGCUUGCUGGACCCCUUGGAUGAAGAGGAAAAAGGAGAAAAACAAGUUUUGGGCAUCGGUUUAUCGGAAGAAGUUUCUCUCGGGUCUUUUGCUGCCUUUGUUUCUGCUCAUCUUGGUUACUCUUCUGUUGCCAUAGAAACAGCAAGACGGAUUUAUACUGUCAUUGAUGAGGCCGGUAACAAAGGGGUUGCCAUGGAAAUACUAAGGAUGAGAAUUACUGAGAAAGAGGAGGGAAGAGAUUUUGGGAACAUUCUUCAAGAUCUGAUCAACUUUGAUCUGAUCUUUAGAGUUGGCACUGCAUUCACUCUCUAUGUAUCCGCCAGUCAUAAGAGCAGCUGGUAUUUCAAACUGGAUAAUGAGGAGAUACCGAUUAGACCAUGGAUACAGAGAGAAGAACAGGAAUCAAGUAUUCUUCCUCAGUUUCAAGACGGAGUCCUUUCUUACAUAAUUACUCAUUCUGGUGUUACCAUGGCGGCAUUAUUGGAUCACUUUAAAGGUGUUCUUCAGAGAGUUAGUCUAGAGGACAUAUUAGAGGAUCUUUUAAUUGGAAACUGCAUCAAGAAAUACACUUUAGUACAGACCACAACGACAAGCUCCUCUCCAUUUUCAAAGCUUUCUUCAUCAAUUAUUAGAAGUUGUCAUGAUGAUGAUUCAUCAGUUUCAAUAUGUUUUGAGGCUAUUCUUUCAGCUGAAGUUUUAUGGGCUAAGCAAAAAUGAAUCAAGCAUAUAUAGAUCUACAUACAUACAGUUAUUUUAUAUUUAUUCCUCUCAUUUAUAUUAUUGGGGCACAUUAUCACAAUAUUGUAGCAUA